Dovyalis caffra is the source of this 4302-nucleotide messenger RNA. Lineage: Eukaryota; Viridiplantae; Streptophyta; Magnoliopsida; Malpighiales; Salicaceae. The record is from the annotation of a GenBank genome assembly.
AUGGGAGGAAUGAAGCUUUUGGUUCGUGUAAUAGAGGCAAGGAAUUUGCCACCAACGGAUCCAAAUGGGUUAAGUGAUCCAUAUGCCAAGUUGCAGUUAGGGAAGCAGAAGUUUAAGACCAAAGUUGUGAAGAAGAACUUGAACCCAAGUUGGGGAGAGGAGUUCAGUUUUAAAGUGGAGGACUUGAAUGAGGAACUUGUAGUUUCUGUAUUGGAUGAAGACAAGUACUUUAAUGAUGAUUUUGUUGGGCAGAUUAAGGUUCCAGUUUGGCAAGUUUUUGAUACGGACAGUAAGUCUCUUGGCACUGAUUGGUACUCUUUGCAACCCAAAAACAAGAAGUCCAAGAUCAAGGAAUGUGGUGAAAUUCUUUUAAAUAUAAGUUUUUCUCAAUCUUUUCCUGACUCAAAUUGCAAUGGUUCACUAUCAAGGAAGAAUGUGGAUGCAAGGCAAUCUCCAUCUAGGUCGUUUAAUGGGAUGACCAACUCGUCCUCAGCAAGAUUAGAAGAAAAUGCUUUCUCUAAAGAAGAGAAGUUUUUCGCACAAAAAAAAUUAGCUGGGAGAAUUGCUCAAAUGUUUAACAAAACUUCAGAUGGGGUUUCAGCCACUACAAGCAGAAGCACUGAAAUAUCAGAGCAAUCAGAAACUGAUGGAUCUGAGGUUUGUGAUGAGAAGGCUGAGGAUCAGUCCUCAUCUGGCAACUUUGAAGAACUUAUGAAGGAGAUGGAAUCUAGAGAUGUAGGAAGUGAAGUUCCACAGAACCUACCUGGAGGAGUCCUUGUAGAUCAAUCAUAUGUGAUUGCACCCCCAGAAUUAAACUCUCUUCUCUUUUCACCUGACUCAAGUCUUGCCAGAUCGCUGUCAGACUUCUUGGGAAAUUCAGAACAGCAAUUUGGUCCUUGGAAAUUUGAGAAUGGUAGCGAGAGCUUGAAAAGAGUAAUUACUUACAUCAGAGCACCAACCAAAUUAGUUGGUGCUGUGAAAGCUACUGAGGAACAAACUUAUCUAAAAGCAGAUGGGAAGACAUUCGCUGUUAUGAUGAGUGUGAGCACUCCGGAUGUUAUGUAUGGGAACACCUUUAAAGUUGAAUUGCUUUACUGCAUUACGCCAGGCCCUGAGUUGCCAUCAGGAGAGAAAACUUCACAUUUGGUUAUAUCCUGGCGCAUGAAUUUUUUACAGAGCACCAUGUUCAAAAGUAUGAUAGAAAAUGGAGCCCGUUCAGGUCUUAAGGACAGUUUUGAGCAAGUUUCAACUUUUUUAUCUCAAAAUGUCAAGCCAGUUGAUUUGAAGGACUUGGGAUCUAGCAAGGAACAGGUUCUGGCUUCAUUGAAGGUGGAACCCCAAUCAGAUUGGAAGCUGGCCGCACAGUAUUUUGCCAACUUUACUGUAGUUUCUGCAGUUUUUAUGGGACUGUAUGUGCUUGUGCACAUCUGGCUAGCUGCCCCCAGUGCAAUUCAAGGGCUUGAGUUUGUUGGGCUUGACUUACCAGAUUCAAUUGGUGAAGUCAUUGUGUGCAGCGUCCUGGCCCUUCAGUGUGAAAGGGUGUUAAGGUUACUUUCACGCUUCAUGCAGGCUAGAGCUCAAAAAGGCACUGAUCAUGGAGUCAAAGCACAAGGAGAUGGCUGGGUGCUUACAGUUGCCUUGAUCGAGGGAAGUCAUUUGCCAGCUGUUGAUUCAAGCGGCUUUUGUGACCCAUACGUGGUAUUCACCUGCAAUGGGAAAACAAGAACAAGCUCAAUCAAGUUUCAGAAAUCUGAUCCUCAAUGGAAUGAAAUAUUCGAAUUUGAUGCCAUGGAUGAUCCUCCUUCUGUGCUGGAUGUGGAAAUUUAUGAUUUUGAUGGACCUUUCGAUGAAGCCAUGUCCUUGGGACAUGCAGAGAUUAAUUUUGUAAAAUCUAAUUUAUCGGGUUUAGCUGAUGUGUGGGUUCCUCUUCAAGGAAAGUUAGCACAAGCAUGUCAGUCGAAGCUGCACUUAAGGAUUUUCUUGAACAAUACAAGAGGCAGCAAUGUUGUUAAAGAGUACUUAAGUAAGAUGGAGAAAGAGGUGGGAAAGAAGAUAAAUGUGCGUUCUCCUCAAACAAAUUCGGCCUUCCAGAAGGUUUUUGGGCUUCCACCAGAGGAAUUCCUAAUCAAUGACUUCACCUGUCACUUAAAACGAAAGAUGCCAUUACAGGGUCGGCUGUUUCUGUCCGCUAGAAUAAUUGGAUUCUAUGCAAAUUUAUUUGGGCAAAAGACUAAAUUUUUUUUCCUUUGGGAGGACAUAGAGGACAUUCAAGUUUAUACUCCUACUCUAUCUUCAAUGGGUAGCCCAGUUAUUGUUAUAACUCUCCGACAAGGCAGAGGUAUGGAUGCUAGGCAUGGGGCAAAGACAAUUGAUGAUGAAGGGAGGCUGAAGUUCCAUUUUCAGUCUUUUGUAUCUUUUAGUGUAGCACAUAGGACAAUCAUGGCUUUGUGGAAAUCCAGAUCGUUGAGUCCUGAACAGAAGGUGCAAAUAGUUGAAGAACAAUCAGAAACCAAAAUCCUUCAACCUGAGGAGACUGGGGCUUUCUUGGGUCUUGAGGAUGUCAGCAUGUCCGAGGUUUAUGCUUCUUCCCUUUCUGUUCCUACCAAUUUCAUAAUGGAGAUGUUCGGUGGUGGUGAAUUGGAUCGGAAAGUAAUGGAGAAAGCUGGUAAUCUUAGCUAUUCUUGCACCCCAUGGGAAUCGGUGAAGACUGAUGUAUAUGAGAGGCAAAUAUAUUACAGAUUUGAUAAGCAUAUAUCUCGUUUUGGAGGAGAGGUCACAAGUACUCAGCAGAAAUACCCCCUCUCGGAUAGGAAAGGCUGGCUUGUCGAAGAGGUUAUGACUCUUCAUGGAGUUCCACUGGGCGACUACUUUAAUCUUCACCUGAGAUAUCAAAUUGAGGACUUUCCCUCGAGAUUGAAAGGCUGUCAUGUGCGUGUAUCAAUUGGAGUCGCAUGGCUGAAAAGUACGCGGCAUCAAAAAAGGAUUUCAAAGAACAUCCUCUCAAACCUGCAAGAUCGCCUGAAGGGUUUUGGAUGCGAGGCUCAAUCCACUGAACCCUUCUCAGUCUCUGUCAAUUCGGCUUCCAAAACCACUGCCCAACCUGCUACUAAAACUGUUACACAACCCUCAGUUCAGUAUUCGCAAUCUAAGGCACAAUCCCAGUUCCGAGACCAACCUCAUGCUGCUCAGAAACCUGUGGUGCCAGAGGCUGGGCCAUUGCUUGGGCAUACUCAGCCAGCAACGCAGGUUGGAGGAGGGCAGUCAACUUGGCAGCCACCAGACUGGGCGGUUGAGCCUCGACCGGGAGUUUAUUAUCUUGAGGUUUUGAAGGAUGGAGAAGUUCUUGAUCAGAUUAAUUUGGAUAGGCGGAGGCAUAUCUUUGGGAGGCAAAUUCCCACUUGUGAUUUUGUGCUUGAUCAUCAGUCUGUUUCACGCCAACAUGCUGCUGUCAUUCCUCAUAAGAAUGGAAGCAUAUUUGUUAUUGAUUUGGGGUCCGCGCAUGGUACAUUUGUGGCAAAUGAGCGGUUGACCAAAGAUACCCCUGUUGAGCUGGAAGUGGGCCAGUCUUUGCGGUUUGCUGCAUCAACACGAACUUAUGUCCUGAGAAAGAAUGAUGCAGCUCUUUUUCCUCGUCCUCAACCACCCUCAGAAAUUAACCUUCCACCACCUCCUGAUCCAUCUGAUGAAGAAGCUGUUGUAGCAUAUAAUACUUUUUUAAAUUGUUACGGUCUAAACAGGCCUGAUCUACUGACUGAAUCGAGUGAAUCCAGUGUUUCAUUAAGCAGAAGACAUGAUGACCCGCUGUCGGGGAGAGCUGCUAAGAGAAUCAAGAAAUCCAGGGUUGUUUUCAGGGAUCAAGUUGGGGGCGAGCUGGUUGAAGUUGUUGGUAUUUCAGAUGGUGCAGAUGUAGAAACAGAGCCUGGUCCAAUAGGUGUAAAAGAAGGAAGUCUUGUUGGAAAAUAUGAAUCUCUUGUACAGGUUACAGUAAUACCCAAAGGCAAGGAACAAUCCUCAGCAAAGGAAAACCAUGCUUCGCAAAAAGGUGUGACCAGUAAAUUACAAGAAGUCUUGAAUAAGGUUAAAACUGCUCCAAAAGGUGGGAUAUAUGAUGACCUUUAUGGAGAAUCGUUUGCCGGAAAAUUGGGUUCUUCCUGGGCAUAUAAUUCUGAUAGUUCUGCUGGUAAUCCAACUUCUCCGACUCAAGAUGGCCAAGGGAAGGCCAUUGUUUCUUUGAGCGAAAAACCUGAAAGUAACUUGAGCACUUGUGAUGACGACGACGAUGAUGAUUUAUUUGGUGACUAG